Molecule: messenger RNA, 5397 nt
Organism: Cladocopium goreaui
Lineage: Eukaryota; Dinophyceae; Suessiales; Symbiodiniaceae
Source: the annotation of a GenBank genome assembly
AUGACGGAUAUGACGGCGACUCUUCAGACAGAUGAGGAAUGCUGGAAAUUCUGGGCUGAAGCUGGAAACAAAGGACUGCCCAGGGCUCAUUGGGCACCAGCUGGACUGAAAGCCAAUGGCGAGAAAGCCGUCCUUCGCGCCCACGAGAGCUCAUGCCUGGCUGCUCUGUUCCUGAUCGCAGGGCAACAUCCCGAGGUGGAGAAGCUGGCUCCGGAGCUCCGGGCAGCCGGUUUGGUGUGCUGCAUCAUUGACCACCGCCAUCCGCAUUUUGAAAAGCUCUCGAAGGAUGGCAUCAGUGCUGUGCUUCACAGGCCGGUGGAUGAGGCUCCACUUCCAGACAGCUCCGUGGCCAAGUCCAAGGUGCCGGUGCAGGCAGAAGUUUUCGGGGCCAAGAAUUCGCCAGAGGUGAAAGAUCCCCCCAAACGCGAGCAAAGUGAGGAAAGAGAGGUCAGGAAUGCGGAAGCUCUUCCAGAAACUGCUGCGUUCUUCGGCUCCUCUGACUCUGAUUCAGAGGAUGAUGCAAAACCAGCAUCACCCGAGCAGCCGCCAAUUCGAGGAGCUGCGCCGAAGAGCAGUGUGGUGCCUCUAUCUCGUCCAAAGGUCGCAAAACACACAACUGAGGCGAGGUGUGUAGUGGAACCUGACAAGGAUUCAGAAGAAGAAGAAGAUGAAGAGUCUUCAGAGGAGGAUGAAGAGGAGGAAGCACCACAGAAGGAGGAUCAGAAGACAGCUCCAAAAUCUCAACAAGCCUCCCCAAAGCAGAGCACAGCCAGAAAGUCGAGAUGCAUUUUGAGCGAGGACGAAAGCUCUGAUGUGUCCGAUGACAGGAGCUCCCCCAGACCAGCUGAAAAUGCCAAGGACUCAGCUUCCAAAGUGACUUCGUCCGUGCGCUUCGGGCGUCGGAGAUCCCCUUUGCCACGGCUUCGCCAAAAGAGGCGUGAAGAGAGGCGGAGGGCGGAGAGGUCUGAUCGGUCCAGGAGAGAUAGCCGAUCCUCAAGUCGAAGGAGGUCUCGCAGCAGGAGAGCGUCAGCAGAGGCCUCUCCGGCUCGGUUCCCAUUUGCGGCACGAGGACAGCCUCGUUCCAAAAGGAAGGCGGAGCCACCCCGGCUGAAGUCCAGGAGGGAGCGCAGCCAAGAGGAGAGGGAAAGGAGGAGAGAUGAGGAGUACAAAGAGCACAGACAAAGAUACAGGCGAGAGGUGGAGCUGAGGACUCAUAGAGAACGGCAGAGGCAAGACGAAGAAUUGAGGGAGCAGAAGGAAAGAGAGAAGCGAGAAAAAGAGCUGAAGGAGCAGAAAGAAAGAGAGCAGAGAGAGAAGGAACGGAGGGAAAGAGAGCAUAGAGAAAAGGAACGUAAGGAAAAGGAGCAGAGAGAAAGAGAAGCGAGGGAAAGAGAGCAAAGAGAAAGGGCACGGAGGGAACGCGAGCAGAGAGAAAAAGAAGCGAGGGAAAGAGAGCAAAGAGAAAGAGAACAAAGAGAAAGAGAACAAAGAGAAAGAGAACGGAGGGAACGAGAGCAGAGAGAAAAAGAAACGAGGGAAAGAGAGCAAAAAGAAAGAGAACUCAGGGAGCUCAGGGAAAGAGAACAACGGGAACAAGAACUGAGGCAACUGAAGGAAAGAGAGCAGAGAGAAAGAGAGUUAAAAGAGCUCCAGGAAAGAGAGAGGCGAGAGAGAGAGUUGAAGGAGCUCCAGGAAAGAGAGAGGCGAGAAAGAGAGUUGAAGGAGCUCCAGGAAAGAGAAAGGCGAGAAAGAGAGUUGAAGGAGCUCCAGGAAAGAGAGAGGAGAGAAAGAGAGUUGAAGGAGUUCCAGGAAAGAGAGAGGAGAGAAAGAGAAUUGAAGGAGCUCCAGGAAAGAGAAAGGAGAGAAAAAGAAUUGAGGGAACAGCAAGAAAAGGAGCUGCAAGCUGCCAGGGACCAGGACCGAAAAAGGGAGCCGAAGUCCCAACCAGCACCAGAUCCAAGAAUGCCUACGCAGGCAGUGCCUUCAGCACCAGAUUCGAAGCCACUGUUUGUGAUGCACGUCGGUGCUGAACAGGACCAGGCUGCGACGGCCUUCAAGGAAGCCAGCAGGAUUGCAGCGAACAGACAGGCUGGUUCCUCCACCUCACAAGCCAACCUCUCUGAGCAGCUUGGAGGCGGUCCUAAGCUGCUGAAAGUGGAGAGACACAAGGACCAUCCCAUGGCUCAAAUCAAGCUGAACCAGCAAGAGACUGCCGAGCAGAUUCUGCGGCUCAGGCCCUCGCACAUCAACGGGGUGCCGGUGAAGAACUGGGAACGUCUGAGCAACGAUCCUUCAGCCUUUCUGAUUCUUUGGGAAGGUGACCGGAAUGCCCUGGAUGAUGCCACGCUUGAAAGCCACUUCAACCAGAUGAUUCAGCAGCUCAGCCCGCAGAACCCACCUCCGACUCAGACCAAGGACGACGAAGAAGACAAGCGCCUGAUGGAACAGAUCAACAAGGCCAUUGAAGACACCCGGAAAGCUCGAGGUGUGCAAGAGCUGCAGCAAAAAGUGAUGGAGGACUUGGAGUUCAAAAUGGUUUCGGUGUAUGAGGACAUGAUCGUGAGGCAAAGAUUUCUGGACCAUGCCCGGAACCGGCAAGACAGCUUCCAGAACUUGUCUGACGCCGAGAGGCAGAUGUUGGCACAGUUCCAGUCAGACCUGCAACAGCUGCAACAAACACAUGCCUUGUUGGAACGAGAAAUGGAGAGCAAGCUGUUCCCAUGGGAGCGUGAGGCCCUGUAUGCACGUCUGCGGGCCAAGAAGCAUCAAGCUGCACAGCAAGCUGAAGCCAAGUUGCAGAUGCACGUAAGAGAGCAGGCACAGCUGGCACAGCUGGCACAGCAGGCACAGCAGGCACAGCUAGCACAGCAGCAGGCACAACAACUGCAGCAAGCCUACAUGCAGCAGAUGCAACAAGCACAACUGCAGCAGGCGCAGAUACGGCAACAACGACAGCAAUAUCAGCUGCAACAGGCGCAGAUGCAGCACAUGCAGAGGCAGACGCAGCAAGCACCAUGGGAGCAGAGCCAGGUGAAAGAUGCAGCAAUGAAUGACCAAUACCAUCUCGCUCAGCAAUUGCAAGAGCAGAUACACUGGGAAGAGCAUCUGGUAGAGAGCCGCUCCCCACCAAGACCCAUUUGCAAGACACAGGCUCAGGCACCACCGCCGCCACCACCACCUCCCAAAGAUGCAGAGAAUGCAAGCCCUGGUGUGACUGGCAAUGCUCCUCCAGUGGUGCCAAUCAUCGUACCAAAGGAGGGAUCACUCCUCGGAAAGGCUAGAACUUUUGCAAGCGACUCCAACAUACCUCCAGGAGUCAUCGCCCUCCAGGCGGGCCUACGCCCUGAAGGAAGGCCAAUUGUGCCGCGAAAUUUGCUGCAAGAGGCCAAGGAGGGACCGCCCAAAAAGUUCACCCCUCCAAUCCCAGCAAGUACCGGCAAACCAGGUGGCAUCGUGAAAGCUCCCACUCUGACGGCCAGUUUGCCAGCACCUCCGCCUCAGGCGCAGAUUACAGCACAUUUGCCCCCCUCCUUUGCAGCAGCUCCGGCCGAAGAUGCGGCACCGUGUGCACCGUGUAUGGAGGGCACCACACCAAAGCCGAGGUCUGUAGUGGAGCCGUCCGACGGAUCCAGUGCAAAGUGCCCUCCCAGGACAAGACCAGUGGGAAAAGCACCCAUGCAGAUAAUGCCAGAAGGGCUUGAUGCUGUGAGCCAGCCAGGCCUGACUAAUGAUGCAAUGGCUGCGCCACCAGCGUGGCAGGCGGUAAUCAAGGCAAGACGGAGGAUCUACGAACCGCCAGAAACAUUGCCAGAGUUCCCACCAGAGGAAGAGAUUGUUGAGAUCGAUCCGGAAACAACUUCGGCCCCCGCUCCAGCCACACCCCCAGCUCCAGCCAUGAGCUUCCCUCCAGAUACACCAGAUGGGUUGCCUUUGGAUGGCUCUGCUGCAAACGGCUCCGCUCCAGAUGGCGUACCUUCAGACGGCUUCCCUCCACAUGACCCGGCUCCAGACACGUUCCCUUCAGAUGGCUCCGCUCCACGCGGCUUGGAUGCAGAUGGCUCCGCCCCCCACCCUCCAGAUGCCCUCCCUUUGGGUGGCUCCUCGCCAGAUGGCUCGCCUCCAGAUGGCUUGCCUCCAGAUGGCCUCGCUCCACCUGGCUCCGCUCCAGACAUCUUGGACGCAGACGGCUCCGCUCCACAUGGCUUGGAUGCCGAUGAUUUGGAUUCAGAUGGCUUGGCUCCGGACACUCCAGAAAUUUGCCCUCCCUCACCAGAUGGCUUGCCUCCAGAUGGCUUCGCUCCAGAUGCAUUCCAAGUAGAUGGCUCCGCUCCAGACAUCUCCCUUCCAGAUGGCUCCUGGCCAGAUGGCUUGCCUCCAGACACUCCAGAAAUUUGCCCUCCCUCACCAGAUGGCUUGCCUCCAGAUGGCUUCGCUCCAGAUGCAUUCCAAGUAGAUGGCUCCGCUCCAGACAUCUCCCUUCCAGAUGGCUCCUGGCCAGAUGGCUUGCCUCCAGAUGGCUUUGUUCCAGAUGGCCCAGUUCCAGACAGCUUACCUGUAGAUGGCUCCACUCCAGGCUUUCCGGACGUCCUUUCAGAUAGCGUGCUGCGAGAUGAUCCCAACAACGACAUUGCAGUGGAAGCAAGUCGUGCCGCCUCAACUACUUUGGGUCGUCCCUUGAUCAAGCCCUUCCUCAAGCCAGCAGUGCAUCGAGCACAGCAUCCGCAAGGAGGAUUGUUUCUGCCUGGGACUUCUCAGCAGAGAACAGCUUCUGCAAGAGCGACAGAGCCUCGUGGCAAAGGCACCAGAGAGGCGAGCUUCCAAGGCUACGCCAGUGCGAGGCAUGGAGUGUUGUGCAUGCAAGCGGCAAGGCAAGGAACUCCCGUGCCUGAACCCAACAUACCGCCGAGCAGAGCAUCCUGGGCGCAGCCGGAAAAUAGAGCUCCGGUGCCAGAGCCGAGCAUGCCACCCAGCAAAGCAUCAUGGGCGGAAGCGGCAAUCGAAGGAACCCCGGUGCCAGAGCCCAACACUCCGGUGCCAGAACCCAGCAGACCACCUGCGGCAAACCGAGGAACACCGGUGCCAGAACCCAGCAGGCCACCCAGCAGAGACGUCGAGUGGCACAACGAUGAGUGGCACAAAGAUGAAGACUUGGUGAGGUUUGGAGCAACCGCUGCGCCCAAAGCAUCUGCAGCGUCCAAGGGAUCCGGUAAAUUUGGACAUUUCAGACCAGCUUUCGCGCCUCCUCUGACAGCCUUUUCAGCUCCUGCUGCUGUGACAGCUGUGCCUUCUAAAGGCAAAGGGGUGAAGCGGCUUCGAGAUGAGAUGGGCAAAAGUGGCCGGCCAGGAUAUAUGGCCUGGGGCGCUUCCAACCCGAACAGCCGCUUUGGGUACAAGUGA